AAGAGGGUUGUUUUAGGGAGGUUUAAUUUCGAAGUUAGAGCAGAGCAAUGACAUACCUGCUUCGCCCGGCACUGAUAGCAUUACCAUGGCCGUGUCCUUGGCGGCAUCACAUCCCCACAACCUCAACCAAAACCACAAUCACCCCAAUCGUGACACGUGGCGGUGUCCUCUCAGGCAAGGCUGUUGUUGGUUCGACAAUAAGGUGUAUGGCGAAUCCGAGGAGAGUGAAAAUGGUGGGGAAGCAAAUAAUGAGAGAGCUUUCUGAUAUGCUCCUAACUGACAAAGUCUUGCAGUAUGCUGUUCUUCCCGAAGCUUCCUUAGGAGCUGACCGUUACCUCUCUUCCCUCACCACUAUCACCGACGUCCAAGUCUCCGCCGAUUUGCAGGUGGUUAAGGUUUAUGUAUCUGUUUUUGGAGAUGAAAGAGGGAAGGAAGUAGCCCUUGCUGGAUUGAAGUCAAAGGUUAAAUAUGUUCGCAGUGAGUUGGGGAGACGUAUGAAGUUGCGGUUAACUCCAGAGAUACGCUUUAUAGAGGAUGAGUCUUUCGAGAGAGGAAGCAGGGUGAUUGCAAUAUUAGAUAAAAUAAAGGAUGAAAAGAGCACUGAGGGUCAAAACAAGGUGCAGUUGGAUUCAUCAGCACAUGAAGACGAGGAGGAUCGGGGUGGUGAAGACCCUGAUGAAGGUAUCAUUUUUGUGGAAUAGCUGCCUCCCAGUGCAUCAGUACUAUACCUCUCUGAUAUGGACAGACCUUUCACUGUUGGUAGUGCAGGGAAACACUUCUUGAAAAUGCUUGUCUGGAAAGAUGCUGUUCUUGCUGGUGAGUGAUGACAUUAUCUGAAAAUGAAGCCUGACCUUCUAAUGUCAACAGAUUCGCCCCAAGUGACUUUAGACCAAUUUUGGGGUUCUCUCUCUCUCUCUAUAUAUAUAUAUAGCAUAAACCAAUGUGUCUGUACACACAAGGACUUAUGUAAAUUGAUUUUCCUUUCUUUGUUUAUAAGUGGAAUUUGUAGUGUUUACUGUUGCAAUCCGGAUUUAGGGGUCUUGACAAGUUACAUAUUAACAACAUUCAUGUACAUCUGAAUGUGAUAUUUCUGUGCUCUUUCUUUUUACCUUAAGUUCGAUUCACUUA
Molecule: messenger RNA, 1128 nt
Organism: Gastrolobium bilobum
Lineage: Eukaryota; Viridiplantae; Streptophyta; Magnoliopsida; Fabales; Fabaceae
Product: probable ribosome-binding factor A, chloroplastic
Exons: 4
Coding region: 48-701 (217 amino acids)
Biological process (GO): rRNA processing; ribosome biogenesis
Molecular function (GO): ribosomal small subunit binding
Source: RefSeq, a predicted model, not a curated record